Molecule: messenger RNA, 231 nt
Organism: Monoraphidium neglectum
Lineage: Eukaryota; Viridiplantae; Chlorophyta; Chlorophyceae; Sphaeropleales; Selenastraceae
Product: Anthranilate synthase component I-1, chloroplastic
Exons: 3
Coding region: 1-231 (76 amino acids)
Biological process (GO): L-tryptophan biosynthetic process
Source: RefSeq, a predicted model, not a curated record
AUGGAGAUCGAGCGCUACAGCCACGUCAUGCACAUCAGCAGCACCGUCACCGGCCGCCUCCAAAAGGGCCUGGACUGCUGGGAUGCCCUGCGCGCCGCGCUGCCCGCCGGCACUGUCUCGGGCGCCCCCAAGUCGGGCCACACGCCCUUUGGCGCACGCUGCGCCCCUUUCCCCAUCGCACCCACCUUUUGUCCCUCCCGGCCGGCAAUUGCAAUUGACCUGCCGGCUUGA